Messenger RNA from Dicentrarchus labrax (European seabass), 2418 nucleotides. It is a transcript of the gene fbxl6, whose product is annotated as F-box and leucine-rich repeat protein 6. The record is from RefSeq and is a predicted model, not a curated record. The transcript has 10 exons. Bases 246 to 1955 code for a protein of 569 amino acids. Gene Ontology annotation, biological process: SCF-dependent proteasomal ubiquitin-dependent protein catabolic process. NCBI's taxonomy places the organism in Eukaryota, Metazoa, Chordata, Actinopteri, Moronidae. Gene Ontology annotation, cellular component: SCF ubiquitin ligase complex. Gene Ontology annotation, molecular function: protein binding.
UCGGCCGCACAAUAACACAGCGACGUCACAGUGAGCGGGGGCCAGUGAUUGGACAGUUUUUACAGAAGGCGGGACGUUGACGAGCUCUCCGCCAAUCACGAUAGGGGGACCAGAAAUGCAUUGUGGGUGUACUAUGCUACUGUUUCCUGCUCUGCUGUCGAGGACGUGAUGGUGCUGUCACUUCUCUGCCUGUGUCUGGUUUUCUUGAAGUGAGCUCGUGAUAAAGACCGAGUUAGCAGCACAGGAUGGAUUCCUCUGAAGCAGAGGCUUUAACGCACAGUGAAAGAAAAGAAGACACCGCGCCGAGCACAUCAAGUACAUCAGGUCAAGGAGAAGAUGGACCGAAGCCAAAGAAGGUGUCUCUGAAGAGGCCUGCUGGUAAACCUGCAAAUGCAAAAGCCAAGAAGCAUAAAAAAGUCUCCAGGCCUACCCAGCCCGCCUACACUGUCCAUCAAGGGGAAGAUAUGCUUCUCGUCAUAUCGAGCACGACUUCUCAGUACAGCGGUUCAGCCUGGACUCCCCCAAAGAAGGGAAGCAAAAAGAAGAAGCUGACUAAAGGAAAAGUCAAAGCUAAGAUUAAGAAGAAAAGGACAGUUCCUGCCAAACCUAAACUGGCCAAUAAUCCGGUUGCCAAGGAAAAAGAGGACACUAUUGUGUUUGUGCCACAGAAAGCAACAGACCACAGAUGGGGCCAGAGUCUCCCUGAGGAGGUGCUAAUCAAAAUCUUUCAAAUGGUGGUCGUCCAAGAUGGUGCUGUACCAUUUCUGUGCAGGGUGGGCAGAGUUUGUCAUCUGUGGAACGCUGCAGCCUCGAGUCCGGUGCUGUGGCGUAAAGUGUCUGUAGGUCACUGCUGGAUUGCACCUGGGAAAAACCAGCAACCUCAAACGGAGAAGAAGAUAAAGACCACUUUCGACUGGCUGGCACAGAACAGAUUCUCCCAGCUACGAGACUUCUCUCUCCAUCACUGGACAAAAAAUGUUAGCUAUGCAGUAGAGGUUGUGUCGCAGUUGUGCCCUCACCUUCGCUCCCUCACGCUCUCCUACUGUACAGGGCUGACAGUGAAGGCCUUCCACAGCCUCGGUCUGCACAGUCGGUCUCUUCAGAGCAUAAACCUCCAAUUUUCAGAGUUUCAGGUUGAAGGACUCCUGGAAUACCUUGAAAAUCAUGGGACCCAGAUCAAGCAAAUUUUGUUCACUCAUGGAAUGAAGAAUGACAGACUUCUAACUGCAAUCACUAGGGGAUUCUGUCCCGAUUUGGAGUUUUUGGAGGUCAACACAAAGCUCGACAGUAAAGAUUGUGAACUUCCAGUUUGCAUCCAGGCGCUACAGAUGGCAUGUCCUAAACUCAAGACCUUCCGGAUGCUGAAUGUCAGACCUCUGCAUAAGAAAAUGCGUACUGGUGCCGAUUCAACAUUAGGCUUCCCGUUACUGGAGGAGCUAUGUAUCGCAACCACUACUUAUUCCUACAUGACCGACAAAGAUUUGUGGGACAUUCUCUUUGGUUCCACCAGGCUGCGGGUGCUGGACCUGCGAGGCUGUUCACGAAUCACACCCUCUGGACUCUCAAAACUACCCUGUCUCGAGCUUGAGUGUCUGUUCUGGGGACAGUAUUUCAGCAGCAGUGUUGGGUUGUCAUCACCUAAGGCGGGGAUUCACAUGGUGACCCAGAAAUGGAGACAAACACUGCAGCAGCUUGACAUUUCAAACCAGCUCUUCACUGCGGAGGACUUGGAGAUAGCUAUGAGUAACCUCGCUCAGGCAACAGAGGCAGAUACUCUGCGUUCACUCAACCUCAGUGGGACCAGGAUCACACCACCUGCCCUCAGGUCCGUCAUCGGCCAAACGACUGCUCUUAGCUACCUCAAUCUUUCAUCCUGCCGUUAUCUUCCAAGAGGAGUAAAGAGAAUUUACCGUGGCCAAAAAGACAUUCACCAACUGCUGGACAAAUUGGACUAGUUCUCAUAUUCAUUUGGUUCCAGAAAUCAUAAAAACUUAUAAGAAUGUCUUAAAACAUGACUCUUUUGUGGAUUAUGUUGUUUAAGUAUUGUAGAUCUUUUACACUCACACAAUUUUGUAAAUAAAAUAAAAUUGAAUUGAUGUUGUUGUUUUAGAGGUGUACUGUUCACACAAAACAGACAGUUUAUGCAAAAUCACCCCUUACUGUGAUUAGAGAGCAGAAACCAAGCGUUUUGAAUCAGGUAAGGGUCAAUAAGAGCACUGUCUACAUGUAGCUUGAGAAGUGACAUUGACAUAUUAGAUUUAAAUACAUGUAUAUGUAUCGCCACAUUGAGUAGUGUAUUCCAGGAGUUUUGGACUGUAAUUUUGACUUGUUUUUAAUACCAGGUUACAAUAAUUCCAGAUAAACGUUUGUCAAAAAAUAUUUGAAAUUAGAAAUAAAUGUUCAUCAUGUCACCUUAAA